AGAAAAGCAAACACUUAACGAGGAAGAAACAAACUCAUCUCUUCCACGCUGUUUUUAAUUGUGUUGUUAAUCAGAUCUCUCGAGAGAGUUUAAGACAAAGUGCCUUACUUUAGGUUCUGUUUCUCGUAACUUUCGUUUUUUUUCUUUGUGAGAUCACAUUCACCUUUUUAUGUAAAACUGUUGCAAAGUGUUCUGUCCGAGCAGGAGAUGAUGAGAUUCUCACUGCUUUUCUCGUCUCUGUUAGCUUCCACUUGUCUCUUCACUUCUUCAUCUGCUCAAUCCGCAGGUUUUGUGAGCUUAGAUUGUGGAGGUACAGAGCCAUUCACCGAUGAACUUGGACUUAACUGGACACCUGAUUCCCAUCUUCUCUACGGAGCAACCGCUAAGAUCUCUUCACUCAACGAAACAAAAACUCAAUACACAACUCUAAGACACUUCCCUGCCGAUUCAAGAAAAUACUGCUACACCCUCAACGUCACAAGCAGGAACCGUUACCUCGUGAGAGCCACUUUCCUUUACGGCAACUUUGAUAGCAACAAUGUGUAUCCCAAAUUCGAUAUCUCCCUUGGAGCAACUCAUUGGACGACCAUUGUUAUCUCCGAAGCCGCCACCAUUGAAACAGCAGAGCUUGUGUUUCUGGCUUCUAGUCCUAGUGUUAGUGUUUGUUUAUCCAAUGCCACGACAGGGCAGCCGUUUAUAUCCACUCUUGAGCUUAGACAGUUGAAUGGUUCGAUGUAUCUCACUGAGUAUGAAGACAGGUUUCAUCUCAGUGUUGCUGCGCGGAUAAACUUCGGUGCAGAAACUGAAGCUCCUGUGAGGUAUCCGGAUGAUCCUUAUGAUAGAAUAUGGGAAUCUGAUUUGCUAAAGAAAGCUAACUACCUUGUGGAUGUUGCUGCUGGUACCAUGAGAGUGUCCACCACCUCACCUAUAGACAACGGUGCCGUGAUGGAAAAACCGCCACAGAAGGUUAUGCAGACAGCUGUGGUGGGUACAAACGGGUCUUUAACUUACAGGAUGAAUCUUGAAGGCUUCCCUGGUAACGGUUGGGCGUUCACAUACUUUGCUGAGAUAGAGGAUUUGGCUGAAGAUGAGUCAAGGAAGUUCAGGUUGAUUCUACCUGAUCAUCCUGAUUAUAGCAAAGCUAUUGUUGACGUCAAGGAGAACACUCAGAGAGCGUUCAAGGUUUAUGAGCCUGGUUAUAAAAACAUAAGCCUUCCUUAUGUGUUAAACUUUCGGUUCGCUAAAACGGCUGAUUCUUCUAGAGGACCUAUUCUGAAUGCUAUGGAGAUUAGUAAGUACCUGCAGAAGAGUGAUGGUUCUGUUGAUGCAACUGUUAUGGCUAAUGUGGCAUUGAGAUAUUCUUCAACUGUAUGGGGUCAAGAAGGUGGUGACCCAUGUUUGCCAUCACCGUGGUCGUGGGUGACUUGCAGUUCUGAUCCACAGCCAAGAGUUGUUGCUUUGAAGCUGUCUAAUAUGAACUUGACGGGAGAUAUACCUUCUGAACUGACGCAGUUGACUGGUUUGGUUGAGUUAAUGCUUGAUGGGAACUCUUUGACAGGUUCAAUACCGGACUUCUCUAGAUGUCUGAACCUGAAGAUAAUUCACAUGGAGAACAACCGAAUAUCUGGAAAGAUCCCUUCCUCAUUGGCUAAACUCCCAAAUCUGACAGAACUGUACUUGCAGAACAAUUUGUUAACGGGGAAAAUACCAUCAGGCCUGACCAAAGACGUGAUCUCAAACUUCUCUGGGAACAUUAAUCUUCAUGAACGUGGAGAUAAAGGGAAGAAGCUUGGUGUCAUCAUUGGUGCAUCAGUUGGUGCCCUUGUUCUGCUAAUCGUCACCAUCAUCUCUCUCGUGUGCAUGUGCAAACUGAAGAAGGACAACAAGAUGAGGAAAACUUCAGCAGAGUUAACAACUCGUCCCCCACAUGUUCAAAGAGCAUCAUCUACCUUGAGUGAAGCUCAUGGAGACGCUGCACAUUGCUUCACACUCUAUGAGAUUGAGGAAGCAACAAACAAGUUUGAGAAGAGGAUAGGGUCAGGAGGUUUUGGAAUUGUGUAUUAUGGUUUAACAAAAGAGGGGAAAGAGAUUGCUGUGAAAGUUCUUGCUAAUAACUCAUACCAGGGGAAGAGAGAGUUCGCUAACGAGGUUACGUUACUCUCAAGGAUACAUCAUAGAAACCUUGUGCAGUUUCUUGGUUAUUGCCAAGAAGAGGGAAGAAACAUGCUCGUGUAUGAGUUCAUGCAUAACGGGACUUUGAAAGAGCAUCUUUACGGUGUGGUACCACGAGACCGGAGAAUCAGUUGGAUUAAACGGCUUGAGAUAGCUGAAGAUGCCGCACGAGGGAUCGAGUAUCUUCACACAGGGUGUGUUCCAGCGAUCAUACACAGGGAUCUCAAGACAAGUAACAUCUUACUUGAUAAACACAUGAGAGCAAAGGUUUCAGAUUUCGGUUUGUCGAAACUGGCUGUUGAUGGAACCUCACAUGUCUCCAGCAUUGUCCGUGGCACAGUUGGAUAUCUAGACCCUGAGUACUACAUAUCACAACAGUUAACGGAGAAGAGUGACGUAUACAGCUUUGGAGUCAUUCUUCUUGAACUUAUAUCAGGACAAGAAGCCAUAUCAAAUGAAAACUUCGGUGCCAACUGCAGGAACAUUGUCCAAUGGGCCAAGAUGCAUAUAGACAACGGGGACAUAAGAGGGAUCAUAGAUCCAGCACUAGCGGAAGACGACUACAGUCUCCAGUCAAUGUGGAAGAUCGCAGAGAAGGCGUUGCUGUGUGUGAAACCACACGGGAACAUGAGACCGUCCAUGUCCGAGGUGCAGAAGGAUAUACAAGACGCGAUAAGGAUGGAGAAGGAAGCUUUGGUCGGGAGAGGAGGGAUGUCGGAUGAGUUCUCAAGAAGCUCAGCGCAUUCGUCAUCGUUCAACAUGGGAAUGCGUGAGAACUAUGUCUCUAUUGAUGAGUCUGUCUUGACGCCAUCAGCUAGGUAGUAGAGGAUUCGGGUUUUGUAUAGAAUGCAUGAUGCUUGCACUCUCCUUAUGUGCUUUCACGUUGUCUCUGGUCUUUCUUUUUUUUAGUAGUUUUUAGUUUUUGAGGGUAAAAAACACUAUGUUUUUGGAGACUCGAGCUUGCAAGAAAUGCUUCGAGCUAGAUUUUAUUUAUAUCCUUAGAAAUAUUUGUUUGGGAUUGUGAAAUAUAUUUAAGUUGUUAUUUUUCGAUAUUUCAAUUUUUUCUGAUUUGUUUUUGUUGGAAAAUUGGACCUCCUACACGAAAUUAGUUGUCUUCUU
This is a messenger RNA of Eruca vesicaria subsp. sativa (arugula), 3291 nucleotides long. NCBI's taxonomy places the organism in Eukaryota, Viridiplantae, Streptophyta, Magnoliopsida, Brassicales, Brassicaceae. The record is from the annotation of a GenBank genome assembly.